Neoarthrinium moseri is the source of this 1269-nucleotide messenger RNA. RefSeq lists its product as uncharacterized. Gene Ontology annotation, cellular component: GPI-anchor transamidase complex; membrane. The record is from RefSeq and is a predicted model, not a curated record. Gene Ontology annotation, biological process: protein localization to cell surface; attachment of GPI anchor to protein. The transcript is spliced from 2 exons. The coding region runs from base 1 to 1269 and encodes 422 amino acids. Lineage: Eukaryota; Fungi; Ascomycota; Sordariomycetes; Amphisphaeriales; Apiosporaceae.
AUGACCACCCCGGCGCUGAACCGCACAGCCGGUCUCUAUCUCGCCGCCGCCGCCCUGCGCCUGCUGCUGUUCGCCGGCUUCCCUGGCCUGCCCGACCUGCUGACCGGCCGUGUCGAGCUGUCCACCCCCGUCGACAGCUUCAAGAGACUGCAGGAGGGCCUCUUUCUGUACAACCACAACGUUUCCCCUUACGAUGGCGGCGUCUACCACCAGGCGCCUUUGCUGCUGCCUCUGUUCUCGCUGCUCCCCGACCCCGCGGCGUAUCCCAUCUUUACGUAUGUCCUCUACAUAGCGGUCGACCUGCUCAGCGCCCACGCCCUGUACCAGAUCGCCGAGUCCGGAGAGGCGGGCGCCUCGAGGCUGUUCAAGUCCCCGCGUCGCGACAAGAAAUGGAGUGGCUAUGCCGUCGCCGCCUUGUUCCUCCUCAACCCCUUUACCAUAGCGACAUGCCUGGCCCGCCCGACCACCGUCUUUACCAACUGCGCCAUACUGCACGCCGUCGCCAAGGCCAUCGCGGGCAGCACCUUCACCGCCGUCCUGUCGUUGUCUAUGGCGGCCUAUCUGUCCAUGUACCCGCUGCUGUUGUUUCCGCCCCUGAUCCUAUUGGCAUAUGACCGAACACAUGGCGCCAAGAGUCAAUCGCUCCUCCUGUUUGCCGGGAAGAGCACCGCUGCCGCCGUCGUGGCAAUGCUAUUAUUCGGCUUGUCGUCUUACGCCCUCACUGGGUCCUGGGAGUUCCUCGACUCGACGUACGGCAUUCAGCUCACUCUCACGGACCUAACUCCGAAUGUUGGUCUCUGGUGGUACUUCUUCGUUGAGAUGUUUGACAGCUUCCGCUCCUUCUUUCUCGGCGUCUUCUGGCUGCAUCUCUCGUCCUAUGCGCCCGCCUUGUGUAUCAGGAUACGGCACCAGCCGCUCAUGGUUGUGACACUUCUUCUUGGCGUCUUCGCCAUCUUCAAGCCGUACCCCAGCGUCGCCGACACCUCCCUCUUCUUGGCCCUGGUCCCCUGCUUCCGAUACAUCUUCCCGCUCCUGCGGUACAGCUUCCUGAGCGCUUCCGUCGUUCUCUAUGCCACCUUCCUCGGCCCCGCCUUCUACCACCUGUGGAUCUAUGCCGGCAGUGGAAACGCCAACUUCUUCUACGCCAUCACCUUGGUUUGGAGUCUCGGCCAGAGCCUUCUCGUGAGCGAUCUGGCGUUUGCCGCCCUCCGAGACGAGUGGGAGGUUGAACGGCCCGAGAUGAAGGGCAAGCAGAUCAGGCAGAUCUAG